Molecule: messenger RNA, 594 nt
Organism: Saxophila tyrrhenica
Lineage: Eukaryota; Fungi; Ascomycota; Dothideomycetes; Mycosphaerellales; Extremaceae
Exons: 1
Coding region: 1-594 (197 amino acids)
Source: RefSeq, a predicted model, not a curated record
AUGGCAGACAUAGUGCAAGCCCGCCUAGCCGCUUUCGAACCAUCCAAGAACGAAAAGCACGACCCGGGCCAAAUCGUAAUCUUCUUCGACAGCCGCAUGUCCACCACCCCCGACAACCAAUUCUCCUACCUCCAGUCCUCACGAAUAGCAAGUCUCCACCGCCUCGGCUGGCCCUCCUUCACCAAACCCGACCUCGACCCCGGCAUGAUCCGGCUGGUCUGGUACACGCACGUCGGCAACGAAGGCCAGCGCGAUUACCCGCUCUACCGCGCCUACGCCGUCAAAGACAUGUUCGACUCCCUCUCCGAAGCUGGAUUCCGGCCGAUGGUGCUGGGCUGGUCGGGCGAGAACCCGUUCCCGAUGAUUGGAGGUUCUGAGCCCCCGGCUGAGCCGAAGAAGCCGAAGGUUCAGGUGGCGACGACGUGGAGUGGGAAGGCGGUGGGGCAUGGGAAGGAUGCGGGGACGCCGCAUGAUCGGGUCAUGGCGAUUAUUUCGGAUCAGGAGAGGAGGGAGGCGAAGGUGAGGGAGAAGGAGGUGAUAGAUUCGGCGGGGCCGAAGGAGAAGAGUGGGUUGGGGGUGCAGAGUCCGGUGUAA